GACGUCAUAACCACGCGCCGGAUUAUGACGUUUUGAAAAGGGCGCCGUUGAAAACAACAGCCACAGUUUUAACAAUCCGUGGUUUAUGUUGGCGUCCUGUCUAUUAAAUAAUACCAGUAUAAUUAGUAAAAGUAAUAAUUACAGUAGGUAUUGUUGUCAGAAUGGACAGUGAAAUCCAACGAGACGGUAGAGUUCUGGAUCUGACCGAUGACGCCUGGAGGGAAGACAGGCUACCUUAUGAGGAUGUCACCAUCCCUCUGAGCGAACUCCCUGAAGCCGAGCAGGACAACGGCGGAUCCACGGAGUCGGUGAAAGAACAAGAGAUGAAGUGGACGGACCUUUCGCUGACAAGCCUGCACGAAAACACUCCGAAUACUGGGAGCUGAACCAGCACUGGAACGAGACUGUGUUCCAAUUCCCACUCGGGUCGAUGACCUUCAUUUUGCGUUGAAUUAUUCUUAGUUUGUUGACGUUUUCUGGAGCGGUCGCUUGAUGUGUUGGCACCACAAUUGGCGGAUGAGCAUGGAUUUAUGUUUACGGAUAUGUCAUGAAAGACCCAUGCAUGCAUGCAUGCUGAUGGUUCUUUGGUUUGACAUGCUAGCAGCACAAAGCUAAUUAAAAGAUAUUGAAAUAUCAGAACAAUAAUAAUCGUGAAUAACGACUCAAGUCAAUUCAGUCUUCUGUUAUAGCUCCACUCCAUCUUCCGGAUGUGGUCAUGCGGUCCAUUCCCCCGCAGGACCGAGGGAUAUCUAUAGGACCCUCCUAAACGGUCCCACAGGGUAAAAUACUGUCCAUAGUUGUAGUUGAAGAAAAGAUGAUGGUCCACAUGGUGGGCGGCACCAUUAAUGAGAUGUAUCAAGGGACCCGGGAUGCGGUAGUCACCGUCGUGUAUGGAAAUGGUCCAGAUAUUGACAAAGACGAAGAGAGACAGGUAGACGACCUUGUGGAGCGGGAACAUGAAAGGGUAGACGUGGUAGGGUAAGCUCUGCAGGAAGCCGUCGAGCGGGUGGAAGGCGUGGCUCGCAAACGGCGUGGGGAUCUUGAAUAAAUGAUGCUGCUUAUGUAAGUACUGAAGGGGAGAAAGAUGUGUAAACAAGACACAAUUUAUUAUUAUUUAUUAUUAUUAUUACAAAUUUAUUAUUACUCAAAGGAGGUCAGUAGCUUGAAGCCUAUUAUUAGUCUAAAAAUAUGCAUAUUUUCAGCGUGUUGUACAUAUUUUUGGCCCAGUUUAAACAUUUUUAAUCAGAAAAAUGAACUAAAAUACCAGGUAGCAUUACGUGUCUGCUUAAGUUCAUAUUCACAUACAUUUUAGUCAUGUUAACAAUGCUAACAUUAGCAUGUUAACACCUAACAUAAUAGUGUGCACCUAUGAAAAUUGCUAAAAAUGCUAGUAUGCUAAAAUUAGCAGGCAAGCAAUGCUUAUGUUAGUAUGCUAACACCUAGCAUAAUAGUGUGCACCUAUGAAAAUUGCUAAAAAUGCUAGUAUGCUAACAUUAACAGGCAAGCAAUGCUUAUGUUAGUAUGCUAACACCUAGCAUAAUAGUGUGCACCUAUGAAAAUUGCUAAAAAUGCUAGUAUGCUAAAAUUAGCAGGCAAGCAAUGCUCAUGUUAGUAUGCUAACACCCAGCAUAAUAGUGUGCACCUAUGAAAAUUGCUAAAAAUGCUAGUAUGCUAAAUUAGCAGGCAAGCAAUGCUUAUGUUAGUAUGGUAACACCUAGCAUAAUAGUGUGCACCUAUGAAAAUUGCUAAAAAUGCUAGCAUGCUAAAAUUAGCAGGCAAGCAAUGCUCAUGUUAGUAUGCUAAUGCCUAGCAUAAUAGUGUGCACCUAUGAAAAUUGCUAAAAAUGCUAGUAUGCUAAAAUUAGCAGGCAAGCAAUUCUUAUGUUAGUAUGCUAACACCCAGCAUAAUAGUGUGCACCUAUGAAAAUUGCUAAAAAUGCUAGUAGUAGUAAAAACCUAUGGACA
Molecule: messenger RNA, 1964 nt
Organism: Doryrhamphus excisus (bluestripe pipefish)
Lineage: Eukaryota; Metazoa; Chordata; Actinopteri; Syngnathiformes; Syngnathidae
Gene: anapc13
Product: anaphase promoting complex subunit 13
Biological process (GO): protein K11-linked ubiquitination
Cellular component (GO): anaphase-promoting complex
Source: RefSeq, a predicted model, not a curated record